Molecule: messenger RNA, 876 nt
Organism: Petromyzon marinus (sea lamprey)
Lineage: Eukaryota; Metazoa; Chordata; Hyperoartia; Petromyzontiformes; Petromyzontidae
Product: melanocortin receptor 5-like
Biological process (GO): G protein-coupled receptor signaling pathway
Cellular component (GO): membrane
Molecular function (GO): G protein-coupled receptor activity
Source: RefSeq, a predicted model, not a curated record
AUGUCUGUGGCACUCGUUAAUCUGGAGGCAACACCGGGCAACAUCGCGCUGAUCGUAUUUCACAUGUGUCUGGCAACGUGCUGCACUCUGAGCAACUUGUUGCUCUUGAUGGCGCUCCUUGGCUCAGCGGCCCUUCUCAGGAGGAACAACCACCUCUACACGUUGAGCAUCACCGUCAGUGAACUGAUGGUGGGCGCGGGCUGGUUCUACAUCGCUCUCUACGACGAGAAUGACACUUUUGGACCUCUUUACAGUCCGAGAAACGUGCACACAACGGUUCACGGCAUUUCGCUGAUCACCGUGUUGGCUUCCAUGAUCGACAGGUACCUGUGCGUGAAGUAUCCGUUCAAGUACUCGCAAAAGAUGACCAGGAUUAAGGCCGUGGCAAUCAUUGCGAUCACCUGGCUUGGGCCCAUUGCAACCGUGGUCUUGAAAAUUAUAUUCCCCAACAAGAAAGAAAAAACGUUUCAAGGCUACAUCACGAUAUUGUUUUCAGUCAUAAUGCUCGGGGUGAUGGUGAUUUUAAACGUGAGGCUUUACUUAAUCUGCCGAAUGCAACAAAACAGACAACAUCAGGACAGCAGCACACCCCAAAAGCAGUCGGCUCAGCUCAUUGUGUUGGCGUCCAUGAUAUUCAUCACCCUCUGGACUCCCGGCAUCGUCUACGUGUGCAUAUGCUACGGCUUUGAGAUAUGCUCGUCUUUUUUAGAGGGAUCUACGAACGCGGUCGUCGUGAUUCGAAUGUUCAACGCCAUCACCACACCGCUCAUUUUCCUGUUCGGAAGCCCAAUGACCAGGGCCUCCCUUAUGAAUGUGUUCACGUUUUUGAAGAUAAGAAGAUCGCAGGUUCAGCCCACGAGCCUCGACCAGACUUAA